Messenger RNA from Fusarium fujikuroi IMI 58289, 1533 nucleotides. RefSeq lists its product as uncharacterized. Gene Ontology annotation, cellular component: membrane. Gene Ontology annotation, biological process: transmembrane transport. Bases 1 to 1533 code for a protein of 510 amino acids. The record is from RefSeq and is a predicted model, not a curated record. NCBI's taxonomy places the organism in Eukaryota, Fungi, Ascomycota, Sordariomycetes, Hypocreales, Nectriaceae. The transcript is spliced from 2 exons. Gene Ontology annotation, molecular function: transmembrane transporter activity.
AUGGAGGAGCACGCGCGUCGGCCCAGUUCUAUGCCGGCGCGGCCUGGAUCUCGCAAACGCGUCGCGCCGAUAAUCUCCGUGCUAACCCUAUGCCUCUUCGUCAACCUGUCAAUGAGCCUCUAUCAACUCCCCUCAAAUCGAUUGAUUGAGAGGCGCCUUUGUAUAGACUACUACUACCAGAAUGAUCCGUCGCAGAUCCAGCCCGAUGGCAGCGUUGAUGAGAAGCUAUGCAAGAUUCGAGAGAUAGAAAAAGACCUAGGUUGGAUUCAGGGCGUGAUGGAGACGCUCUGGGUCGCUGGAGACUUUAUCAUGACUAUACCCCUCAGCUUUCUGGCUGAGAAAUGGGGCCGUCGGGUAAUCCUCAGACUCAACCUUCUUUCGCGUUCUUUCAUGCUGCUAUGGGCUAUCAUGGUUGGAGCUUUCGAUACCCUACUCCCAAUCAAGGCCAUCGUGGUCGGCCCGGUGCUCUCAGUCCUUGGUGGAGACUGCGUCUUCAACUCUCUUACCUACGGCCUUGUCUCGAAUUUAACGGACGACCAUGUUCAACGAGCUAUCUACUUCGGAUACAUGAGCUCAGUGUCUUAUGUCGUAGCCUUACUUGGGCCUGCACUAGCUUCAUCUACCAUGACUAUAUCGCUAUGGCUACCGUUCUGGCUCGGCAUAUUCUUGCUGUCAUUGGCUGUACCUAGCAUACAGAUGCUACCUACGCAGGGAAACACAGACAUGGGAACCGAUGGUGAUGAUGAGAGCCAACAUGAACCCCUCCUCUCAUCCCCUCGUAUCAAAGCCCAAUCGCAUCAUGAGACACUACUUCAGUCUGUUAUUGACCGCCUUCAGACGAUCAAAACCAUCAUCGUCAGCCACCCAAAGAACUUUAGCUUGUUGCUGUUCAGCUUUGUACUCACAUCCCUUGCGAGCUCAGACACAAAGCUUCUUGUUCAGUAUAUAUCUGCACGUUACAAGUGGACAUUUGCUUCCGCCGGCUAUCUCUUAUCUGGAAAAGCAAUCGUCAACUUCACGUUACUCACCAUCGUUAUUCCCAAGCUUUUGCGAUCUGCACGCCAGGUGCGACAAGAAGAUGCAGCUGAGGUAGCGGAUAAGUCAAAUAUCCGAAACGCUAUGUACUGCCUCGUUGCAUCUGUAUUCGGCGCGUUGGGGAUCGCCAUUGCGAGUGAGAUUUGGAUAUUAAUCCCCUCUAUGUUUAUCUACGCUCUUGGUUCUGCCCUUCCUAUCUUCACUCUAUCACUCCUUAAAUCACCUGUCAUCUCGCCGCCUCAUUCUCGCGACUCGUCAGAUCCUGAACCUCACAUUUUCUCUAUUGUGAUGCUGGUAAAGACUGUUGGUUCACUUUUUGGGGCGCCUUUGAUGGCGGCGCUCUGGGUACGCGGUCUCGGGAUUGGCGGCAUGGCUCUCGGUAUGCCGUUCUUCGUCAGCCAGGCGUGUUAUGCUGUGGCCAUUUGGGUUUUCGUAAACAUAGAGGUAGACCGUGAUGUGCUGGCUGCUGCCGAGCGGAGGAGACGCAACCGGGACUAG